CACACACAACCGCUCCAGCCGAAGCUCCUAGCCGCCAGCAACGCCAUGCGUUCUUCGGCAACCCUCCUGCACCGCAGCAUGGCCGUCACAGCCGGCCCCGGCGAACCAUCUUCGUCGCCUUCCUCGCUGCCGCCGCCUCAUCCGGAGCAGCAGCAGACGGGGCCAGUGACGCCGGUCGACUCGGACAUGGCUAUCAUCUUGGCGUCUCUGCUCUGCGCUCUCGUCUGCGUCCUCGGCCUCGCCCUUGUCUCCCGAUGCGCAUGCCGACGCCGACGCUCCAGCUCCACUUCCUCCUCCAAGGGCCUCAAGAAGAAGGCCAUCGACGCGCUCCGCAGGGUCUCCUUCGCCGCGGCCGGCGCACAGUCAUCAUCAUCAUCAGUGGCGGCAUGCUCGUCGCCGUUGGAGUGCGCGAUAUGCCUCGCGGAGUUCACCGACGGAGAGAGUGUGCGCGUGCUCCCGCACUGCGGCCACAACUUCCACGUGGCCUGCGUCGACGCCUGGCUCCGCACGUGCGCCACAUGCCCCUCCUGCCGCACCCCCAUCGUCGCCACACCAGCUCAGCAGCUGGUGGCGCCAACGAUGGUUGUGGUGGUGGUUGCGGAAAACAACAGGUGCGGGAGGUGCUGCGAGGUGGCAGCGCCGGCUGGUGGUAGCGAAUUGGUUUAA
This is a messenger RNA of Triticum aestivum (bread wheat), 666 nucleotides long. RefSeq names its product probable E3 ubiquitin-protein ligase ATL44. NCBI's taxonomy places the organism in Eukaryota, Viridiplantae, Streptophyta, Magnoliopsida, Poales, Poaceae. The record is from RefSeq and is a predicted model, not a curated record. The coding region runs from base 46 to 666 and encodes 206 amino acids. The transcript is spliced from 2 exons.